Messenger RNA from Paramecium pentaurelia, 632 nucleotides. The record is from the annotation of a GenBank genome assembly. Lineage: Eukaryota; Ciliophora; Oligohymenophorea; Peniculida; Parameciidae.
UAAUGCAGUAAGUGACUCCUGCAUAUGUUAGAAAUCUGAAUGGAAUCACACAAGAGUAUUUAAUAUAUUUACAUAUUAGUUUUCUGUGUCCAGUAAGUGCAAAUAUUUUCAAUAUUCAAUUCUUGAAAUUUAGAAUAAGAGACAUGGAUUCUGGACAGACACUAUUCGAAGUGGAAAGAGAUCAAGAUGAGGAGUCAAUAGGUAAAUUUAAUAUUGAUUUAUUAUAGAAAAUCUACCUCCAGAAUAUCAAGAUGAAGCUAGACGUAUUAAAUAUCAUUUCGGACCUUAAUUCUUUGAAUUGAAGACUGUUGGUGCUUAAUUGACAUUUUCAGUAGGAGACAAACCUAUCAAAAAUUUUACUAUAAUAGAGAGACAUUAUUUUAGAGAUAAUUUAUUAAGAAGCUACGAAUUUCAAUUUCCUUUUUGUAUACCCAACUCGACUAACACUUGGGAACACAUAUACACUAUUCCAGAGAUAAAUGAGGCAAUGGUAAGGAAUUAGGAUUAUUAAUUAUAGAGACAAGAAAUGAUUAAUAAUCCAUUUUAGACAAAAUCAGACAGUUUUUAUUUUGUGGGAGAUUAACUCGUAAUGCAUAAUAAGGCAGAAUAUGAUUAUUCACCAUUUGAUUGAU